This is a messenger RNA of Hemiscyllium ocellatum (epaulette shark), 1941 nucleotides long. RefSeq names its product phospholipase B1, membrane-associated-like. The transcript is spliced from 23 exons. Gene Ontology annotation, biological process: phospholipid metabolic process. The record is from RefSeq and is a predicted model, not a curated record. Lineage: Eukaryota; Metazoa; Chordata; Chondrichthyes; Orectolobiformes; Hemiscylliidae. Gene Ontology annotation, molecular function: A2-type glycerophospholipase activity; retinyl-palmitate esterase activity; phosphatidylcholine lysophospholipase A1 activity. Bases 1 to 1941 code for a protein of 646 amino acids. Gene Ontology annotation, cellular component: brush border membrane.
AUGCCUGCUAUUCCUGACGGAGGGAAGGCCCAGCACAAGCUGACCAUGUUCCAGACAGUGUUUAGGUCCCGUCCAAUGUUUCUGAUUGACAAUAAGUUUGAGCAUUGGUUUGUGAUGGUACCACUGAUCACAGCAAAGUAUCUCCUCACAGGCUUGGCAGAGGAUCUGGCCGAGGGGAAACAACUGAGUGAUAAGGAGAAUGGCGCCAACUUACUGGGAGAUGGAGAGAUCCCGCGAGCCUAUGUGAAUCUUAUGGAGAUGCCAGAUAUUAACCUCCUGCACCAACUCGCUAACAAGGCCACUGGACCAAGGGGCUGGUGUGAGUGUUUGGCUAAACCCCAUGAAACUGUUGAUUUAUCUGCACAGAUUGUUAACUGGGACUACCAGAACACCCUUCAGGAACUGAUCUACUCUGGGAUCUAUGACAAACGCAAUGACUUCACAGUGGUUCUGCAGCCCGUUCUCAAAAACAUGGAGAUACCUCUUACUGCAGAUGGCAAACCCAAUCUUAGCUGCUUCACGCAGAAUGGCUUCCAAUUUAAUGCCAAGGGUCAUGCUCUCUUAGACAGCAGCCUUUGGAAUAACAUGGAGAGACCUUACCUCUUCACUGACCAAAACAGGAACUAUGGAAGCAGUCGGAGUAUGGAGGCAAGGGAGCCAAGCCAGGAGGUAAACUAUCUCAGAUUUCACAAGCUCAGACCAGCUGACAUAAAGGUGAUUGCUGCGCUCGGAGACUCCAUCACGUCUGGAAAUGGAGCAGGAGCAAGGCCCAAUAAUCUUUUUGAUGUUCUCACUCAGUACAGAGGACUUUCCUGGAGCAUUGGAGGAGAUGAAAAUAUAACUACUGUCACCACAUUGACAAAUAUUCUCCGUGAGUUUAACCCUUCAUUGGUCGGAUAUUCCAAUGGUACUGGCCGUGAAGACACUCCCCAGGCUUUCUUGAAUCAGGCCGUCGCAGGAGCUGAGUCUUGGGAACUGAUGAGCCAAGUCAAAAGCCUGGUGAAGCUGCUGAGCAAUGAUACGCGAAUCAAUUUUCGAGAAGAUUGGAAGAUUAUCACCUUAUUUAUCGGAGGGAAUGAUCUCUGUGAAUGCUGCAAGGAUCCUAGCAAAUAUUCUCCAGAAAACUUUACAAACAGCAUCCAGACUGCAUUGGAUUUUCUUCACAAUGAGGUCCCAAGAGCCUUUGUGAAUCUGGUGACAGUUCUCAACAUUUUACCAUUGCGUGAGCUUUUUACCAACACAGGAGUGAAUUGUCCACGGUUCCUCUUAAAGAUGCUCUGUGAGUGUGUCAUUAAUCCACAAGAUAAUUCAAUACAGUUGGAAAAACUCCAAGCCCUGAAUCGUAAAUAUCAGGAAAGAACUCAUAAGUUGGUUGAGUCUGGAAGAUAUGACACCAAGGAAGACUUCACAGUGGUUAUCCAGCCAUUUCUAGAGAAUAUUGAAAUACCACGAGACAAGAAUGGCCUGCCCGACAGAACUUAUUUUUCACCAGAUUGCUUUCACUUCAGUUUGAAGGGUCAUUCACAGGCAGCUCGGGGUUUAUGGAACAACUUGUUGGAGCCUCUUGGUGAAAAGAAUGCCAAUCAAACGUUUGAUGGUCACAUCAACAUCAGCUGUCCUUCAAAGGAGCAGCCUUACUUGAGGACAUACAGAAACAGUAAUUUUACUUAUCCAAAUAAUCCUGGGCAGCUGACGACAGUGGCCCCUGAGACCACUGAACCCACAACUGUUCCAUCGGAAGAGAUCUUUGGAAGCCAGUUACUUUGUAAGGACAGAGCUCCAUCAGACGUUAUUCCCAAUUCGGUUCACUCUCUACGACCGGCUGAUGUGAAGGCGAUCGGAGCAGUGGGCGACUCUCUGACGGCUGGCAAUGGAAUAGGAUCCAAACCUAAUGAUGUUCUGGACGUCUUAACACAGUACAGAGGCUUGUCCUUCAGGUAA